UGAUAAUGUGUCUAAUAUUAGUGGAUCACUGUUAAGUGUUUCCAAAUCGUAGCCUAGUUAGUCUAACAUAAUAUAUUUCACUAAUGUUAUAAAAACACAUGACGUGUUUAUAAUUUUGUAGAAUAACGUCUACACAAAAAUAUUUCUAUUUAGGAUGCUAUUUUCAUUUAAGUCUGUAAGUGUAGUAGUGUUGGUGACGUUUGAAUAUUUAUUAUGCACAGUGCGCACAGAAACUUUCAGUAAAAUGACUGCACCACCAAAACACAAGGGUGUAUUCUUUAAGAAACAAACAGGGUUAAAUAAAACUAUACCAUACAGUGAAAAUCCAGGAAAGGAGAUGAUUGUUUUUGAUGUUGAUGGAACUUUAUGGCCGUACCAAAUUGACUCAGAUCCUAUAUUUCAAGAUCCAUUUAUUAUUAAAGGUUUAGACAACGGCACCGUGUUUGUCGGAAACCAAACCAUUCAUAUUUUCCCAGAAGUGGAAGAAACUUUGCUGGAACUCAUUGAGAAAGGUUACGUGUUGGCUGCAGUUUCCAUGACUAACAGCACCCAUAAAACGAUGGCAGUAUUGAAUGCUUUUGACCUUACAAAGCACUUCAAGCACAUGGAAAUGGCUCCAGGGCCUGAUAAGUUAUCGUUAGUGACAGAAUUGCAAGAAAAGUCUAACAUUGAUUAUGACUGCAUUUUGUUUUUGAUGUACACGUAUACCAGAAGUGAGAUCCACGGCCUGCUAGACUUGGACGUGUCCACACUUCCGGUGGGAGUGGAUGGUGUAUCCCGGGGUCUAGUAGCCAACGCCUUGUUCAUAUUCUCUACCAGGAAACGACCUGGAGACAUUGGGGACGAUGGCCCUCUGCCACCCACAACUGAGUCUCAAAUUCAGAGAAAGGACCGACUGCGACAGAAGAAAGAGGAGCAAAAGAAAAUCAAGAAACAUAAUAAAUCUAAAAACCCCAAGAGAAAAAAAGAGUCGCAACCGUUUAUAUAGAGUUUAAACGUUUGGUGUUAGUCUUGUUUUUCCACAAAUAUGUAGAAUAAGGACUUGUAUUUCACUUUGUUUAGCAAUAAUAGUGAGCUAAAAUGUUCCUAUGGAAUUUUAUAUACAUGAAUGUGUUAGAACAAUUGACUAAUAGUUGUAAAAUACUGCAAUUCUUGAAAAUAAAAAGUAAUUUUACUUAUAUAA
Messenger RNA from Homalodisca vitripennis (glassy-winged sharpshooter), 1183 nucleotides. RefSeq lists its product as uncharacterized. Gene Ontology annotation, molecular function: acid phosphatase activity. The record is from RefSeq and is a predicted model, not a curated record. NCBI's taxonomy places the organism in Eukaryota, Metazoa, Arthropoda, Insecta, Hemiptera, Cicadellidae. The transcript has 4 exons. The coding region runs from base 155 to 988 and encodes 277 amino acids.